AUGUCCGAACUCCCGAACAUGGCGAUCUCCGAUCACGACCAUAGCGCCGAGAGUGAAAACGAACUCGAAGCCACCGAGCUUUCUGAAGAAAACAUUCUUGCCGAUUAUGACGAAGAUUCAGAUGAAAUCGAAUUAUUACACAUGCGCCUUAAGGAUAUACCUAGUCUAGGUCUCGAAAAAUUUCCAAAUAUAAAGAAAUUAUGUCUCAGGCAAAAUCGAAUCGCCCGAAUCGAAGGGCUCGAGUCCUUAACAGGUCUAAUGGAUCUGGAUUUUUAUGAUAAUCGGAUAUCUCGUAUUGAGAAUUUAGAACAAUUGACUGAUUUGGAAUCGUUGGACUUCUCUUUCAACACAAUCCGUGAAAUCGAGAAUCUAGAGGCCCUCACGAGGUUAAAAAAUCUGUAUUUUGUUCAAAAUAAGAUAUCCAAAAUUAAAAACCUCGAUACACUUACCGACCUAAUAAACUUGGAACUUGGUGCAAAUCGAAUUCGAGUGAUCGAAAAUUUGAAUAAUUUAGUUAACUUGGAACAACUUUGGCUAGGAAAGAAUAAAAUCACAGAACUGCAGAACCUGGAAAAUCUGAAAAAUCUCAAGAUUCUAAGCAUUCAAAGUAAUCGCAUAACAAGAAUCAAAGGUUUGGAAGGAUUGGUUAAUCUGGAGGAGUUCUAUAUAAGUCAUAGUGGUAUCAACGAAAUUGAGGGAUUUGAAAAUAAUCUAAAAUUGAGAGUUAUUGAUGUUAGCAAUAACUACAUUAAGAAAAUUGAGAAUAUCUCACACCUGACAAAUUUGGAGGAGUUUUGGGCUAGUAAUAAUCAGAUAGACGACUUUGAGGACCUCGUUAAACUCCGGAACCUUGAUAACCUGACGACAGUCUAUUUCGAAGGGAAUCCCAUACAAACCGAAAAUCAAACCACCUAUCGGCUUAAGGUGAAAACCUAUUUGCCCCAGCUCAUGCAGAUAGACGCCACGUGA
Molecule: messenger RNA, 969 nt
Organism: Acaulospora colombiana
Lineage: Eukaryota; Fungi; Glomeromycota; Glomeromycetes; Diversisporales; Acaulosporaceae
Source: the annotation of a GenBank genome assembly